AGCUGGACAAGUUGGACUUAGAUUAAUUACCAAGGGCGAUAGACAAACUACAGUCUCAAAGGAGUGGAGUGUAGGUGCGAGCAACAUUGCUGAUGGAAGGUGGCAUAUAGUUACAUUGCCUGUAGAUGCUGAUUUAGGUGAAGUAUCUUGGUAUCUAGAUGGUAAUUUUGAUGGCUAUCAGACAGGGCUACCACUUUCACCGCCAGCCCCACCUUCACCCUAGUCCUCACAAUCAUCGUCAACCCCACCACCGCUUGCGGUCUCAGCAAUGGAUGAGAAGGAACGAGAGAGAAGAAGAAGAAAACAAGAAGAGAAGAAAUAUAGAUCUAGACUCAUCGCCGCCGCCGCCAUCAUCCCCACCAUCGUCGCUGCCAUCUUCAUUCACCCAUCGUCGCCGCCGUCCUCAGCCUUGUCAUCGCCGCCAUUGCCCUUACCCUCACCAUCGCAGAUCUAGACGGCAUAGAAGAAGAAGAAUACGGAGGUGAAGAAGAAGAAAGAGAAGAAACGAGAAUGAGAAGAAAAACAAAGAAACGAAGACAAGAAGAAGAAGAAAGGGAAGAGAGAAGACGACAGACCAGUGGACGAAAUUGGGGAGAAAGAAAUGAAGAAAGAAGAAAGUGGCGGACGAAAUUGGGAAAAAAUCAUUAAUCAUUAAACUACAGUGUGCCAAGUUACCUUUCCGUCUGGUGGUCAAGACAUACACAACCAUACCAUUUUAAAAAUAGAGAGGCUGCUCAUGUUUGACCCUUCUUGCAUUGCUGCAUUUACUACUCAAAAUUUCAUAGAAGUAGGAUCUUUGCCCGAAAAUGGCCUGAAAUGCUUCAAGGUCCCCAGCUGGGAAUUUUAUGUAGUUUUAUGUCUCUUACUGCUUGGCUGAUUGUUAUCUCACCAAUUGUGGUGCUUAUAAUGUGGGGAAGCUGGCUUACUGUAAUUUUGGGCCGGGACAUAAUUGGCUUAGCUGUGGUAAUGGGUGGUACUGCUAUUCUUUUAGCAUUCUACUCAAUCAUGCUAUGGUGGAGAACACAAUGGCAAAGCUCAAGUAUCUCAACAUGUGUUGACAAGAACUUUGAUCGUAAUUCUCUGCCAGUAUGCUCAAGUAGCUGCAUUGAAAACCAAGGAUGUGAGUCCAGUGCAUCAGCUCCAAUAAAUCAGCAGAUGCUUGACUUGAAUUUGACACUUUCUUUCCAGGAAAAGUUGAAUGAUCCCAGAAUUACAUCGAUGUUAAAGAGGAAGGCAAGACAAGGAGAUCUUGAACUUAGUGUUCAUCCUUGAUACCGUGGUUGUUGGAGUUUUUUUCGUCCAGAGCCUAUAAACCUUAUAAAUGCGGCACACCAACAGUUUGAAUUUGGCAUUGUGGUGUUGCUUUUGUCUCCUGUCAUAUGUUCAAUACUGGCGUUCCUUUGGUCUCUUCAACUGGAAGAGCUAGCCAUGACUUCGAAGCCAUGCAACUAUGGAUUUAUAGCUUGGAUGCUAAGCACUUGUGUUGGCUCGCCUCUUUCGUUCCUAAGGUAACACUGACAUGUCUUUUC
Messenger RNA from Cuscuta campestris, 1529 nucleotides. NCBI's taxonomy places the organism in Eukaryota, Viridiplantae, Streptophyta, Magnoliopsida, Solanales, Convolvulaceae. The record is from the annotation of a GenBank genome assembly.